CUUUUUAUUUGUUAAAUGCUUAGUUUUUUCAAACCAUUUUAAUUUGUAUGCUGUAUUUUACUAAGUAAAAAUUUAGACGUUUUGGGUUUUUUUUGACACUUUAUACUUUAGAUACUGAAUGGAAAAAAAUUUAUAAAGUGUCUUUGAAAAAAUCAGCCAAGCAGACUAACGCUGGUUAUUUUAUUAUACAGUGAAGAGAAAUUGACAUUUUUUUUCUGUUCGCAGGUAUCAUGAAGAGUAAAGGCAAAAUAGAGACAGUUAUUGACAAAAUAAGUAAGCAAACAUGCUUUGCGGUAGAGAGAGCCUCUGAAAAUGGAGAUGGCCACGAUAGUUCCUCUACUCGAACUGAAACCACAUCGACUAUACAGCCUACUGAACUUCAACAAAAUGAACCCAAAAACAGAGAAGUCGAGAUAGAAGGGAAAGCGGACGGUUCUACUAAUAAACAUUUUACAGGAGACAAUCAAGGUUCGAAAGAUUUAAGUGCUAUAGCAACAAAUACAGAUAUCCACCAUCAACUGUCAACAACAAAAAGGAGACAUCAAGGCAGUGCUGAAGCUGACAAUAUAGCCAGGAUUUCUGUUAACGAUGGCAACCCUAAUAAGCUGUUUGACAAUAAAGAGGAAGUUGAUCAAGAUGAGAUGAAUAAAUACCAACCAAAUCAUUCAAGGAAAAAGCGACGUCAAGCUAAUAAAAAAGACAGCGACAUCGGGCCGAGUACUUUCUCCUCAAUUAAGACACAUGACGAAGAUUGCAGUUCUGACACAACCAACACAGACAGUGAAGUUGACGCUGAAACUGAUUCUAAAGUUUCAUACGAGGACUUGAGUGGUUCGGGUGAAGACUCGGGUGAAGACUCGGGUGAAGACUCGGGUGAAGACUCGGGUGAAGACUCGGGUGAAGGCUCGGGAGAAGACUCGGACGAAGACUUGGACAAAGAGUUGGACAAGGACUCGAACAAGGACUCGGACAAAGAUUCGGACAAAGACUCGGACAAAGACUCGGACAAAGACUCGGGUGACACUUCAGGUGAAGACACAAGUGAAGAUUCAGGUGAAGAUUCAGGUGAAGAUUCAGGUGAAGAUUCAGGUGAAGAUUCAGGUGAAGACUCGGUUCAGGACUCAGGUGGCGAUAUGGGCAAUGAUACAAACGAUAAUACAAGUAACGAUACGAGCGACGACUCUGAUGAUGACAAUACGAAUGAUAAUAUCAGCGACACCACUAUUGAUGAAGACGCCGUCGAUGAUUCAACUGAUGAUACAAAAGUGAGUACAACAGAAGAAUGUGGAGCAGAGUCGAACUCUAUCAGAAUAAGUUGUAAUGCUACAACUAGUGGCAUUGGAAAUACUUUUGUUAGUGCGACUUCAGAAACUCCUACGAGUCCUGAGGUUCCUGUAAAUCCUGUGAUUCUUACAAGAAAUAUGGUGCCUACAAUUAAUGCGAUUUCUAUGAGUUCUGUGGUUCCUGUGAGUUAUAUAGUUCCUACAAGUACUGUGGUUCCUACGAGUAAUUUGGGUCCUGUGAGUGCUAUAUUUCCAACAAGUCCUAUGAUACCUGUGAUUGCUACAGUUCCUACGAGCAAUGCGAAUCCAGUGAGUUCUAUAGUUCCUACAAGUCCUACAGUUCAUUCAGUCCCUGUUGUUGCUAUGAAUCCUACGAGUAAUGUGCUUCCUGUGAGUUCUGCAGUUCCUAUAAGUUACGUGGUUGCCACAGUUCCUACGAGCGAUAUGAGUCCAAUGAAUUCUAUAGCUCCUACAAGUCCUACGGCGGCUGCAGUUCCUGUUGUUACUAUGAUUCCUACGAGUAAUGUGCUUCCUGUGAGUUCUGCAAUUCGAACAAGUCCUGUGGUUACCACAGUUACUAUGAGUAAUGUGAGUCCUGUGGUUGCUACGAAUCCCGUGAAUCCUAGAAAUUCUUCCACUUUUUUCAAUUCUUCCACUUCCUCCGAGUCUACGAACCCUUCGAAUUUUGAUCUACCAAAUGAAAAUACCAGUGAAAAUGAGGAUGCUUCAGGAAAUGUGGUAGAAUUUUUUGAGUUUCAUCCUAUUUUCUGGAUUCACGGGAUGACCACUUUGACAACUCGAGUUCUAACUGCUCCUAGAGAUUGCAAUGAGGAAGAGCAACGAAAGAGAGCUUGUGAGAAAAUGCACGAGUGCCCACAUUUCGUACCUAUUAAGCCCGUGGCUGUAGAGCCCAAAGAUCUCCCUAAGAAUAGUGAGAAUAGUGAGAAUAAUGAGAAUAGUGAGAAUAGCGAGAAUAGCGAGAAUAAUGAGAAUAGUGAGAAUAUUGAGAAUAGUGCUAAAAUUUCCUCUAGCACACCAGAAAGAACUAAUGAUUCAGAAGAAGCUAGAGGUAGGGGUAGGGGUAGGGGUAGGGGUAGGGGUAGGGCUAGAGGUAGAGGUAGAGGUAGAGGUAGAGGUAGAGGUAAAAGAGCGAGAGCCGCAACUCGAACUCCAUCUCCAGUUUUGGUUCGAGAUACAUCUUCGGGUUUGGUUCCGGACUUGUCUCCAGUUGUUGCUCCGUCGAUAGCUAUGGCAUCCGAUUUGGCUUCAGCUUUGACUACGGCUUCGGCUAUGGCCACGGUUAUGUCUUCGUCUGCAGCUACGGCUUUGGCUUCGGCUACAGCUACGGCUACGGCUACAGCUACGGCUACAGCUACAGCUACAGCAAUGGCUGUGAACUCUGCUUCGGGUUCAGUUACAACUAAAUCUUCGACCAUGACUAGAUCUAUUUCUUCGUUUGGAAAAAAUUCUCAGAUUGAAAAUGCUAACGAGGCGACCUAUGCUGUUAAUACUGAAAAUUCUUCGAAAACUUUUCCAGAGACAACAAAUAUCAUUAAUAGACGAUCGCAAACUAUUUCUGAAUAUCCUUCAAAGGUUAUGAAAAUUUCGCAUUCCCAAAACCCGGAAAGCUUAUCUCUACCGAAUCAUAGUGUUUCCACUACGAUUAUGUCAUUAAUAAAUUACCCUGAUGCGACCGUCGCAACUCAAGAGCAACCUAACAGAAAUGGAAAUAAUAUAUACAUAAAACAAGAAGUCCAAAGCCCCUAUUGUUACCCUGGUAAAGUAUCGACAGUCUCUAUUCAACAAAAUGAAGCUGACCGAGAUAUCUUAGGUCUAUCACAAGUUCAAGAAUUUAAACUACCAGAUAAGAAAAUUUGUUAUACUUCAGGGAGCAAGCAAACACCUUAUUUCAGCUCUUUCGUCCAAUUCCCAAAAGUAGGGGUGGAUAAUCAGAUACGAGAAAACGCGGAAGCGUUAAUGGCUACCAGAAAUAAAUUAGAAACUACUCCAGAUAUAAUCUCGAACGAAACUAAUGGAACAAUACAUAUGCAUUUUCAGUUAAAUAAACCUCCGGAUGCUGUGUCUUGUUCUUAUUUUAGUUCUAGUUCUUGUUCUAGUUCUAACUCUUGUCCUAGACCUAGUUCUAUUGAAUACCAGAACUUGUUCGACACUGAAUGUAACAAACAACUACCUUGGAAAAAAAAUCAUCGAUUCAAGCACAUAGCAUCCGUACCUUAUAACAAGACAGCAUCAGCAUCAAAAAGAGUAUAUGCACAAACUGACAUGAGUGGAUCGCAAUCAUCAUCAGUAAAUUAUAAAUACAACGAACCUUUUUCUUUUGGAGGAGUCCUGUCGCGGCCAAUUUCUAUUGAAGGUCAACAUAUUCAGCAAAGCACUUCCCAGAUUCCACCACUGGCUCAUAAUAAUGCUACCCCAAUAAUUUCAUCUAUAGGCAGAGUUCCUCGAAGAGCCCACAGCAAUGAACCUAGUCAUUACUUUUCAGCACAUAUCCCAACCGAGUUUCAGUGUGUCAGUUCCGCAGAAAAUGAUAGAGUAUCAGACCCUUCACAGCUACCCGAGAAUCUCAAAGUAUACGGAGAAUCAAAUUUCAUUUGA
Molecule: messenger RNA, 3899 nt
Organism: Dimorphilus gyrociliatus
Lineage: Eukaryota; Metazoa; Annelida; Polychaeta; Dinophilidae
Source: the annotation of a GenBank genome assembly